GUAUCCAUUUAUCCCAAAAAAGCUCGAUCCUAUGCUAACGUACACCGCUGCUCACGUUAGCACCCAAACCCUUCACGGGUAAACCCUCCCCCUCUCUCUCUCUCGGUCUCGUUCGCCUCCUAGCUUGCGCUUCUCUGCUCGCACUCUGCGCACUUCCACACGAUUUCUCUCCACCUCCUAAUUUUCCCUCCUGGAAAAUUUUCUCGGAGAAAAUUCUCUCUGUCGGGAAAUCCGAUUGGAUCGCCAUAGAUUCGAAUACGUAACCUGUCCUUGUGCUUAUAAGUGGAUUGGGGAUGGGUAUUCAGCAUAUUGAUAGAGGAGAUCUAUGGAAGAGCUUGUGGUUGCUGAAGCUUCAGCUCCGAGACCGAUUUCGUGUCGCUGUUGACAACCACCGUGAUCGGACAGCGAUGUUCUCGCCGGACGGUUACUUCUCCUCCACCGUUCAGCGAUUGGUGACUCGGUUCCGGGACUUCCGUCGUGACUCUCUUCCGUCUUCCUCCGCUUUUUAUCGCAAACGAGUUUCUAAAGAUUUGGUCGGAGAAGAAGAAUCUGCAGUCUUCCGGAUGCUUCAAGCCGUGGCUGUUCCCCUUAUUGGAAAUGCUUGUCAUGUGUUUAUGAAUGGUCUUAACCGUGUUCAGGUUUAUGGUCUGGAGAAGUUACAUGAUGCUUUGCUUAAUAGACCAAAGGGCAAUUCUCUCCUUACGGUAAGCAAUCAUGUUGCAUCUGUCGAUGAUCCAUUCGUCAUUGCUUCUCUGCUUCCACCUAGAGUUCUCCUCGAUGCCCGUAACCUGAGGUGGACACUUUGUGCUUCGGAUAGAUGCUUCAAAAACCCCGUAACUUCGACUUUCUUUCGCUCUGUCAAAGUCUUGCCAGUUUCUCGCGGUGAAGGAAUUUAUCAGCAGGGAAUGGACAUGGCGGUUUCGAAACUGAAUAGUGGUGGGUGGGUUCACAUAUUUCCUGAAGGCAGCCGCUCCCGUGAUGGCGGAAAAACGUUAGGCUCUGCCAAGAGAGGAGUCGGGAGGUUGAUUCUGGACGCAGAUACUCUCCCUAUGGUUGUUCCAUUUGUGCAUACUGGUAUGCAAGAGAUCAUGCCCAUUGGAGCAAACAUUCCAAGAAUUGGCAAGACAGUAACUGUAGUGAUUGGCGACCCGAUUCACUUUGACGACCUUCUCGGAACGGAAGGAGCCAAACAUGUCUCGAGAAAACAGUUAUACGACGCUGUAUCUUCGAGGGUCGGACAGAGACUGCUCGAGUUGAAGCUACGAGUCGAUAGACUAGCUUUGGAAGAACAAUCCGUGAGAUCCCACGAUGGGAAAACGCCGUCAGACUGUGCUGUUGAGAUCUUUCACCGUGUUGAUUGGGACUCAUUUGGAAUGGGAACUCCUUAUAACGAUGAAUCCAAUGUUCCGGGAUCGGUUGCUUGCACCGAAGAUCAUGUCACCGAUGGUUUGGAUCGUCGGAAUCCGACAAAGGGAUUUUCGUAUGAAGGCGGGAUCGCGUCUCGGAUUAAGAGGUACAUGGACCGAGCCGAGAUCAUGGGUUUUGCAGCGAGGGGGUUGUUUGAGAACGAUUAUAAAACAAAGGGCGAUUCUGAGGAUGUUGGGAAAAUUAGGGCUCUGAGGGUUUGGAAAGAGUAUUUGGAAGCAAAUCUGAUGAAACAGUUGAACACUUUGUAGAUAACAGUAACACUUACUAUAGACAUUUACUUGCCAAGAAGGCUCAUGUCAACGAGAAAGUUGGUUCGGUUUU
Messenger RNA from Tarenaya hassleriana, 1749 nucleotides. Its product is annotated as tafazzin. The record is from RefSeq and is a predicted model, not a curated record. The transcript is spliced from 7 exons. The coding region runs from base 294 to 1676 and encodes 460 amino acids. NCBI's taxonomy places the organism in Eukaryota, Viridiplantae, Streptophyta, Magnoliopsida, Brassicales, Cleomaceae. Gene Ontology annotation, biological process: phospholipid metabolic process.